AUGAGCCAAACCAGUCAAAAUCUAGAGAUUAGCGAUACAGAAAGUGGAUUUUCUGGUGCAAAUUCUGUGAAAACUCGUCAAACCUUCACAUCCUUUGAAACCGAGUUGCUGCUUUCUUUGGUAAAUUCGGGGAAAAAAGUGCUAGAAGAUAAGAGAACGGAUUUUUUGAAUUCAGACAAGAAACGAAAGGCUUGGGACAGUCUGGUUCAACAAUUCAACUCGUCUGCAGAGGUUAAAAAAAGAACACGGGCGCAGUUACAAAAAAAAUGGGAUAACAUGAAACGUCGGGCGAAAAAAGAUGUAACUACUCACAAGAGGAAACAUAGAAAAACGGGUGGAGGCGAGCAGCCAACAGAUAUCCCCAAAAUUAGCGAAAAAGUUAUUGCAAUCGUUCCCACGCAAAUGCAGCCAUUAGACAACGAGUUUGAUUGCGACAAGUGGGUGGAGCAACAAAAGAAAGAAAUCAGUGAAAUGUUCGAAGCCGAAAAUUCAACGAAUACGGCUCCACCGAACGAAUUGGUCAACACGGCUCCGGCUCCAAAAAAGCCAAGAAAUCGUGACGCCCGAUCUGCGCUAGUUGACUGGGAGCAUGAAGAGCACCAGGUGCGAAUGAAAACUUUGGCGUUAACUUUUGAAGCGGAACAAAUUAGAGUUAAAAAAUCAAGACUUGAAUUGGAAUUUAUACAAGAAAAACAUGAACUUGAAAAACAACUACUGCUGGCACAAAUUCAUAACAGCGCAAAUUCUACAGUUUUCAUUACAGAAUCUACAUAACACGGUAAUUUGAAAAAAAUAUACAUAUAUAAUUAUGCCAAUCUUAUCUGACUACCGACUAAAAUGAUUUUGUACAAAUGCAGCCCUAAAAACCUUUCCCGAUGUUGUGCUUCUUCUAUUCGCUGCUGAACUGUCGUUUUGCGUGGGAUCAUCUCCGUCCUCAUUCAAUGUUCUGUCGUUGUCGAAUAUGUCAAGCCGCUUUCUGUACAUAUAUAUUUUAUUAAUGCUUGUC
Molecule: messenger RNA, 1006 nt
Organism: Folsomia candida
Lineage: Eukaryota; Metazoa; Arthropoda; Collembola; Entomobryomorpha; Isotomidae
Product: myb/SANT-like DNA-binding domain-containing protein 3
Exons: 3
Coding region: 1-774 (257 amino acids)
Source: RefSeq, a predicted model, not a curated record